Didymosphaeria variabile is the source of this 1635-nucleotide messenger RNA. RefSeq lists its product as uncharacterized. The record is from RefSeq and is a predicted model, not a curated record. Bases 1 to 1635 code for a protein of 544 amino acids. NCBI's taxonomy places the organism in Eukaryota, Fungi, Ascomycota, Dothideomycetes, Pleosporales, Didymosphaeriaceae. The transcript has 8 exons.
AUGAAUAUGCCGCCUGCUGAAGGUAUGGUGGAUCUGCAGACGUUGGCCAAGAUCUUCGAGGUUCUCGACACAAGCCAGCUCCUCAGCUACAUAAAGCUUGAGUUUUCUAUCUAUUUUCUCCAGAUGCCGAAUAUUCACGAGCUAACGAAUGUAAAGCAUGACGACGACAAGGACCUGGCGACCUGGAUCAAGACAAACUACCUCCCCCGUGACUUCAACGGAGUCAUCGAUCAAGGUGGUGUAACUAUCAACGGUACUGAAGCUUUCGCAAAGUUGUACAACGCUUACAAGCGCGUGCGCACACUCACCAAUCGCGCCCAGGACAAGUGGCCGUUCUUCGACCGUAGGUGGAAGAGCAUGACUUCAGCUCAGGUGACGAAGAUGGCUACGAGCGAGCACGCCACGUCUUCUUCUGAUGCCAUGAAUGGACUUCCACGCAAAGGUUCAUCGGUGCCAGAGUGGAUUGGAAACCGUCCCGAAGCCACCGGGGGUCAAUCUCAACCUAAACUACCAUCUCCUGCUCUCAACCAGACAGCGGUAGACCAAACUCUCGCAACGGGAGGUAUAGCACCAGAAGUGACUCAAAAGCCCACGAAAUCAGUAGAAGGCCUGCCCACACCGACUUCGCCGUCCAUGAAAUCUUUCGCGACACAACCCCAUCACGCGGAGGGCAACAAGGCGGCAAGCAAUACGUCUUCCCGCUCAUCCCCAACCUCAGUUCUUGCUGCAGAAGCUGCACCCGAGCACUCAAACCUCGAUGAUCUACCUGUGUCAUCUGGACAGAAGCGCAAGCGCGGUAACCCAGACUACGAUGAUAACGGACGGUUUGCUCGGGGCCACGGCAACCUGCGCGCAAAUAAGCGCCUUCGUGGAGGCAAGGCCGGACGUGUACGGCGGAACAUGUUAAGUCCAAGGGCGAGAGGGGGCUCGGACAGUCUCCUGAACGAUCAUACGCCGUCGACAUUUGAGGACGAUCGCAACGAUAACGACAAUGAGAUGGCCGAUGGACCUGUCAAGAAGCCCAAGGUAACCGCGCCGAGUCCCCGCGUGACUCGGCGGCAGACGCGUCUCUCUAAGGGAGGCGAUGAUGUGAGCACCUCCACCCAGGCUUUGUCCGCACAGGCUAGCCCGGAAGCCGCUGGUUCUCCGAAGCGUCGCGCAGACAGCGAUACCACUACCCUCGACGAGAAAAACGUCACCGCUGCUGAAGUCCAAGGACGUGCAGCAACUCCCGACCACGAAGAUACAAUGGUUGCCGACAACGACAGCGCCACCACGGUACCCACCGACGCAGAUCUCCUCAACAUGGGCUUGACGCAUUCUGAACGCCGCAACACUGCUGCUACCACCGCGAAGGAUGACCAAGAGAGCAGCGAGCCUGACUCGACGGCAGACACCAAGAAGCAGGCUGCGGCACAAGAUGAUCAGUCGCAGGAGUCUGGAGUCAAGUACUUCGCUCGCGUGAGCACUGGCACUGCUUCCUUCGAAAUUGCCCUCGACGAGGCCAUCACAGGCAAGGACAAGGACCUUACAAGCGACCUACUUGGCUAUGCUGCGUGGAGGGAGAAGAGCGGCGAGAACUCGAAGAGCAUCUCAUUCGACACGUGGCGCAGCAUUUUCAGCUUUGGUCGCUAA